AGUGUUCGAUCGGCUCUAAUGAUCAGCGAAAACCAUGACCAACGAAGAAGAAGAAGCGCUAUCAUCGUGGCUGUCGGUGGUGGGCGACCAUCACAACUAACUGACCAGUAUUGACGGUAAUGAUUCCUUUGCGAGCGUACAGCAGCUACGACAGCAGCCAUGUCCAACCCUGGGAGACCGAGAUGUACUUCCUCCUGCAUCCGGCGAUCCUGGGAGUCUUGCUGCUGGUCGCCUCGGCAGCCAUUUGGUCCAGCGGAGUCUCCGUGGCACCCGGCGAGUUGCAGCCACCUCAGGGAGGGCCGCCGCCGUACUGGCUGUCAGACAUGGGCGGCACUUUGAAGCGAGAGUUCAUGCAAGAGCACACGGCGGGGCGGAACGAGUACCUGGCGUACGUGCUGGGCGUCUACACCGACCUCCGCGUGGCGCCGCCCGUCAUUCGUUUCUUGGUGGUGGCCAACGGGGAGGAGAAGAGGCGCCACUUCCCGCCCUUCGAGUGCCGCUUCACUUUCAGCCCCAUCGGAGACCCGCCACAAACGGGCGAUCCGGUGCGCGCGUCGUGGUCUCCCAUCGGACACCGAGGCGGUUUCGAACCCCUGCUUGUCACCUGCCCCACUCCCAGAAAUGGUUCGUUGCCCCAUCUGGUGUCUCUGGUAUACAUGGGCACAGAUGACAGCCGCUGGAUCGUGCCUCGCCAAGUGGAACGAGUCGCGAAGCGAUUCGGCACCAUCGCACUGUGCGUCACCGUCGGAGACGAGGACGUCGCGGGCCCGAAUCCCAGGAUGCUGGCCGAGUUCCUUGCCUUUUACGAAGCGGUUGGCGUCACUCGCUACAUUUUUUACCUUAAAAGUCCCGGCGCGGGCCUCAACUACCUUACCGCGCUGCAGCGAGAGUACAGGGAGACCACGAACGCCAAGGGCAGGCUGCUCGUGCAUCUGGACGCGGAGCAGCAAGACGACGAAGCCGUGACGAGCUGCGUCUACGAUCUCGUGCCGUCUCCUAUCGAGUACGCACUCGCGGUGACCCCCCGGGACUUUGUUGUUCCUCGGCGAGACGCCACUUUGAAAGGGUUCAUUCAGCGCAACCAAGGCGUCGGAGCCAUGACCUUCCUGAGGUACUCCUUCGUUGGUCCCCGUCCUGUGUCCCUGGGGAACGAGUCGACCAUGACCAGCCAGUUGAAGGUGUUGAGGAGCUCGCACGCCGAUCCCCCUGGCAUGACGUCGCGCGCGCUCGUCAAGGUCGCGGACGUGGUGCAGCUGGGCGCGCGCGGAGGAUUCAGCCUGCUGAAGCCUGCGAGCGCGCGCGUCGUGGACCCGCGGCUCGUCAGCGUGCACAGCUACGUGGAAGACUGCGAGAUAUCGCCGGAGGCGACGCUCUCCUACGACGACCGCGUGCUCGCUUACGGUGAUUUCAUGCGCCAGUCCCUGGCCUGGCGGCUGUACAUCGAGCGCUUCGGUGCCUGACAUAUCUGCAGGAAGGUGCUCAUACGGCUUCAGAUACCGUGUUCGCGGGUGUAAGAUUUCUUUUUAGGCAGUGAAUUCAUUGGCCCGCGCCAGCAAUUGUAAAAAAAAAGCGAUCGAGAACUUCA
This is a messenger RNA of Dermacentor albipictus, 1585 nucleotides long. RefSeq lists its product as uncharacterized. The record is from RefSeq and is a predicted model, not a curated record. Lineage: Eukaryota; Metazoa; Arthropoda; Arachnida; Ixodida; Ixodidae.